AUGACGAUGAUGAGCUGGAAUUGCCAGGGAUUGGGCCGUGCACAAGAUCUGGUGAUUCCAAGACUGAGGGAAAUGCGCAAAGAAUAUUUCCCUGAUAUUUUGUUCUUGAUGGAAACUAAGCAGCAAAGAGACGAUUUGGUGGAUCUUCAGACAUGGUUAGGCUAUGAUAGGAUUUUGACAGUAAAUCCUAUUGGGUACAGCGGAGGUUUAGCCGUGCUUUGGAAGAAUUCUGUGCAUAUUGUUUUCAAGUUUGUAGAUAAGCACCUGGUUGAUUUGGUUGUACAGUUCGGGAAGGAUCGGUUUUUUGUUUCGUGUGUAUAUGGUGAACCGAUGAGAAGUAAUAGACCUAAGCUAUGGGAAAGAUUGUCUCGCAUAGGAGCUCACAGAAAAGAUCCUUGGUGCAUGAUGGGAGAUUUUAACGAGAUAAGAAACAAUGAAGAAAAGAUAGGAGGACCGAGAAGGAGUGAAGCCUCUUUUCAACCUUUCAAUGAUAUGCUGGAUAUAGCUGAGAUGGUAGAGCUACCUGGUACCGGGAAUGGUUUUACUUGGGGAGGAAUCAGGGGAUCUCUUUCGAUUCAAUCCAGACUUGACAGAGUUUUCGGGAAUAAGAAGUGGUUCCACCUCUUCCCGGCAUCCAAUCAAGUGUUUCUGGAUAAGAGAGGUUCGGAUCAUAGACCGGUCUUGACUAAACUGAUACUGGCUUCGGAAGCGUACAGAGUUAAAGUCUCGGAUAGACUCAAAAGCUGCAGAAAGGCUUUGAGUAAAUGGAAAAGGAAGGAGACAUUAAAUUCUAGAGACAAGAUCAAACAGAUUGAAGUUGCUUUAGAGGAGGCGCAAUCAUCGCUCAGUCUAUCAACGAUCAGAAUUAACUUCUUGAAAGCGGGGUUAAUACAAGCCUACAAGGAGGAGGAGAUGUAUUGGCAACAGAGGAGUAAAGAUAAGUGGGCAACAAAAGGUGAUCUGAACACAAAAUAUUUCCAUGCUUCUGUUAAAGCAAACAGAUCCAGAAGAAGAAUCAACAAGCUGAGAGAUGAUAGAGGCCAAGAACAUUUUUCUGAAGCUGCCAAAGGGGGAGUUGCAUUGGAAUAUUUCACAAAACUCUUCUCCUCUACUAAUAAUGGAGACUUCUCCGACAUCUUUGAAGGUUUCUCACAACGUGUAACCCCUGGAAUGAAUGAACUUUUGGAUAGAGAGGUCACUAAUGAAGAGGUUCGAGAGGCUGUAUUCUCAAUCAAGCCAAGCAGUGCUCCCGGACCUGAUGGGAUGACGGGAUUAUUCUUUCAAAAGUAUUGGGGUACGAUCGGAGAGCAGGUCACUAAAGAGAUAGAAGAUCCGGUGAUCAUGGCAGACCUAAGACCCAUCAGCUUGUGUUCGGUAUUGUAUAAAAUCAUCUCGAAGAUCAUCGUGAGCAGGAUGAAGCCUCUAAUGGAAGAUAUAGUUUCUCCUACUCAGUCGGCUUUUGUGGAGGAGAGAUUAAUCUCAGACAAUAUUCUUAUUGCCCACGAGAUCAUCCAUGCCUUGAGAACAAAUGAGAGAGUAUCCAAGGAUUUCAUGGCAAUAAAAUCCGACAUGUCCAAGGCCUAUGACCGAGUGGAGUGGAACUACCUGCGUGCUUUGCUGAAAGCGUUGGGUUUUGAAGAUGCUUGGAGUGAAAAGAUUUUGUUCUGUGUUUCAACGGUUAAAUACUCAACGCUCAUCAAUGACCAGCCGUUUGGAUGCAUUCAGCCAGAGAGAGGAAUAAGACAGGGAGAUCCACUUUCUCCAUUUCUGUUUGUAAUGUGUACUGAGGGUCUGAUACACUUGCUAGAGAAAGCGGUUCAGGAAGGAAAAAUUCAAGGAAUUCAAUUCACCUUAGAAGGGCCAAUGAUACAUCAUAUGUUAUUUGCUGAUGAUAGUCUGCUGAUAUGUAGAGCUUCUGCUGAGCAAGCGACUGAAUUGGUGAAGAUACUCAAAAUCUAUGAGCGGGCUACGGGACAGAAGCUGAAUUUAGAGAAGUCGGCCAUCACUUUUGGAUCCAAGGUCACAGAAACCGUGAAAGCCUCAAUCCAAACGAUCACAGAGAUUGCCAAAGAAGGAGGAACAGGAUCGUAUCUAGGCCUUCCUGAAUGUUUCAGUGGCUCUAAAACAGAAAUGUUAGCUUACAUAUACGAUAGGCUCAAGUCGAGGCUGUCUGGCUGGUUUGUUAAGCAAUUGUCCCUUGGUGGAAAAGAGGUUCUGAUCAAAGCAGUAGCUAUGGCGAUGCCGGUGUAUGCUAUGUCGUGUUUCAAACUGACAAAGAGAUCUUGUGAGAACCUGACCAAGGCCAUGGCGGACUUCUGGUGGAACUCUUUAGAGCACAAACGGAAAAUGCACUGGCUCAGUUGGUCUACGUUGUGUCUGGUAAAAGAACAGGGAGGUUUGGGAUUCAAAGAUUUACAAAGUUUCAAUCAAGCUCUUUUGGCCAAGCAAGCGUGGCGAAUCCUCAAUCACCCUGAAUCCCUCUUCGCAAGAUUCUUCAAGAGCAGGUAUUUCGAAAAUUCAGACUUCUUAAAUGCAAAAAAUGGAUCGAGACCUUCGUAUGGAUGGAGAAGCAUACAAUUUGGAAAGGAGCUGUUAUUUCAAGGUUUGAGGAAACACUUGGGUAAUGGAACGACUGUUUCAGUGUGGGUCGAUGAUUGGAUAGAGGGAGAUGUUAGAAGGAGACCGCUGAUGAAAAAUAUCUUCGUCGAUUUGAUGCUGACAGUAGAUAAACUGAUUGACCCUCAAAAUAAUUGUUGGAGGCUGGAUAAGCUGCAAGAGUUGUUUUAUGAAGAAGAUAUCAAAAGAAUUUUGGCGAUGCAAACUGCUUUUGAUCAACAAGAUUAUUGGGUCUGGUUACACAACAGGAAUGGUAGCUAUUCAGUGAAGUCGGGAUAUUGGUUCAUCAAUAGGUUCAACAGAGAAGAAGAAAUCAGAGUAGCAGAGAUGAGACCUUCUUUGAACGAUUUGAAGACUGAAGUUUGGAAAAUUCCCACGGUCCCAAAGAUUAAGAACUUCAUUUGGAGAGCAAUCAGUAAUGCAAUUCCUGUUGGUGAACUUUUGGUCAAAAGAGGUAUCAAAAUGGAUCCGGUGUGUCAAGCCUGUGGCUAUCAGGGUGAGUCUAUAAAUCACAUCAUUUUUGGAUGCUCCAUAGCAAGACAGGUUUGGGCAUUGGCCAAUGUUCCUACUCCGCAAUUUGGUUUCGAUGCCAUUUCACACUUCUCCAAUUUUCACAGUUUGUUUCUGAUGAUGAAAAACAGAGAAAUUGAUGAGAGAUUUAGAAAUGCUAUUCCUUGGAUAGUUUGGUACUUGUGGAAAUACAGAAACAAGGUCAUUUUUGAAGGGAAGAAGUACUAUCCAAUUGAGCUGGUGGAGAAGAUUAUGGAGGAGUCACAUUUAUGGGUUUUGGCUCGAAGUAAUGAGAAUAGAAGGAAGGCGGAAGAACAGGAGGCAGAGAUGGAAGUUGCGAAAUCUUGGUCCGUUCCUCACCGUGGUUGGCUAAAAUGCAACAUCGGAAUAGCGUGGGACAAGAAGCAAUCUGGUAGUGGAGCUUCGUGGGUGGUAAGGGAUGAUCACGGGAAGGUCCAAAUACACAGUAGGAGAGCGUUCUCGAACACUGAUUCCCUUCAUGAAGCGAAGUUCAAAGGUCUACUACCACAGGCAUGGCCAAACUUCAGAAAGCAGUACGUGCAGAUAGUUGAAAGGUUGAAGAAACUGGAAUGGUGGAGGGUGAUGAAGGAAGAUAGAUCAACUAACACAGGCGCUUUCCUCAUAGCUCAGAGUGUGAUUAAGGGAGGCUAUUAUCAGUCGUAUGUUGCAGAGGGGCCACCCUUUUGGUUACGCGAUCUGUUUGAGAGUGAGGAAGCUCCCCUCUGUGUGUAG
This is a messenger RNA of Brassica napus (rape), 3879 nucleotides long. RefSeq lists its product as uncharacterized. The coding region runs from base 1 to 3879 and encodes 1292 amino acids. NCBI's taxonomy places the organism in Eukaryota, Viridiplantae, Streptophyta, Magnoliopsida, Brassicales, Brassicaceae. Gene Ontology annotation, molecular function: catalytic activity. The transcript has 4 exons. The record is from RefSeq and is a predicted model, not a curated record.